Messenger RNA from Dromaius novaehollandiae (emu), 2145 nucleotides. It is a transcript of the gene CAMKV, whose product is annotated as CaM kinase like vesicle associated. Gene Ontology annotation, molecular function: calmodulin binding; calcium/calmodulin-dependent protein kinase activity; ATP binding. The transcript has 11 exons. Gene Ontology annotation, cellular component: intracellular anatomical structure. The record is from RefSeq and is a predicted model, not a curated record. The coding region runs from base 219 to 1388 and encodes 389 amino acids. NCBI's taxonomy places the organism in Eukaryota, Metazoa, Chordata, Aves, Casuariiformes, Dromaiidae. Gene Ontology annotation, biological process: peptidyl-serine phosphorylation.
GCGGGGCCGCGCGCUCCCGCCCUCGCAAGUUGCCGCGCCGGGCGCUGCGCUCCGGCACCGGCACCGGCACCGGCACCGGCUCCGGCACCGGCUCGGGCUCCGGCGGCGCGGCAGGCAGGCAGGCAGGCAGGGAGGGGCGCGCGCCGCCCCGCUCAGCGGCGGCCCCGCGGCUCGGCCCCCCUUUGCGGUGCGAGAGGCGUGCAGCACCGGGCCCUGCGAUGCCGUUUGGCUGCGUGACGCUGGGAGACAAGAAAGACUAUAACCAGCCGUCUGAGGUGACCGACAGAUAUGACCUGGGCCAGGUCAUCAAAACGGAGGAGUUCUGCGAGAUCUUCCGGGCCAAGGAGAAGACGACGGGGAAGCUGUACACCUGCAAGAAGUUCCUGAAGCGGGACGGGCGGAAGGUGCGGAAGGCGGCCAAGAACGAGAUCAUCAUCUUGAAAAUGGUGAAGCACCCCAACAUCCUGCAGCUGGUGGAUGUGUAUAUCACCCGCAAAGAGUACUUCAUCUUCCUGGAGCUGGCCACGGGCCGGGAGGUCUUCGACUGGAUCCUGGACCAGGGCUACUACUCCGAGAGGGACACCAGCAACGUCAUCCGGCAGGUGCUGGAGGCCGUCGCCUACCUGCACUCGCUCAAGAUCGUGCACAGGAACCUCAAGCUGGAGAACCUCGUUUAUUAUAACCGCCUGAAGAACUCCAAGAUCGUCAUCAGCGACUUCCACUUGGCCAAGCUGGAGAACGGCCUCAUCAAGGAGCCCUGCGGCACCCCGGAGUACCUGGCUCCCGAGGUGGUGGGGCGCCAGCGGUACGGGCGGCCCGUGGACUGCUGGGCCAUCGGCGUCAUCAUGUACAUCCUCCUCUCGGGGAACCCCCCCUUCUACGAGGAGGCGGACGAGGACGACUACGAGAACCACGACAAGAACCUCUUCCGCAAAAUCCUGGCCGGCGACUACGAGUUUGACCCGCCUUACUGGGACGACAUCUCGCAGGCGGCCAAGGAGCUGGUGACGCGUCUGAUGGAGGUGGAGCAGGACCAGAGGAUCACGGCGGAGGAGGCCAUCUCCCACGAGUGGAUCUCCGGCAACGCCGCCUCCGACAAGAACAUCAAGGACGGCGUCUGCGCCCAGAUUGAGAAGAACUUCGCCAGGGCCAAGUGGAAGAAAGCCGUGCGAGUGACCACGCUCAUGAAACGCCUGCGGGCGCCGGAGCAGACGGAGGCGGCGCCGGCUGCCGCCGCCGCUGCCGCCACCACCACCACCACGGACACUGCGGCCCCCGCGGCCCCCGCCACGCCGCCCGCCGCCACGCCGGCCCCCGGCACGCCGCCCGCCGCCACGUGUAACGGGGCCGGGGCCGCCGCCGAGGCCCGCAGCGACGAGACCGGCUGAGCGCCGCGCCAUGUCCCCCCCGGCCCCCGCGCUCCCCGUGUGUACAUAGGCCCUGGCAUGGUCCCCCGCUCCCUGCCUGCCUCCCCCCCGCCUCGGCCCCCUUUUCUACGUGCCCCGGCCCCCUGCACCCCCCUCCCCCGCCGGCCGGCCCCCAGGCAGAGCCCCUUGCAUGGAGCCCACCCUCCCCCCGCUGCUCUCCCCUCCGUCCCCGCCGGUGGCUUUGGCGGCUCGGCCGCGGGCCGGCGGCCCCCCUCGCCCGCUCUCUCAGUCUGUCCCUCACUUGCCAGCCCCUGCGCCGGCCUCGCGCGCGGCCCCCGCUCCCGCCAACGGGGCCACUGGGUCGAGGACGGAGGCACAGCCGGGCUGGGGCGGCCAUGUCGGGGGCUGCCCGGGGGGGGCCCGAGCGGCUCCGGGGCCCCUGCACGGGCAGAGCAUGUUGCAUCCCCGGCUUAUUCCUGGUGGGGUUCUCCUGGGCGGGGGGGGGCGUUGCAUGGGGUGCUGCGGUGGCAGGCGUGGGGCAGCAGCCGGGCCCCACGCGGGUUUACCCCCUCCCAAAGCGGCCCAGGGCCCAGUGCGGUGCCUGGGCUCGAGCUGCCUCUCCCCCUCCCCGCCGUGCCCCCGCUCCCCCCCUCGCAGCUGCAUGUUUGCGGGGCUGAGUUUGGCUGAGGCCGGCCCCGCGGCCGCCGGCCCCCCUGCGUGACUGCCGCGCUGUAUCUCUGGCAAAUAAAGACCCCGCUGAGGACAAACUGAGAAAGCA